Molecule: messenger RNA, 738 nt
Organism: Trichomonas vaginalis G3
Lineage: Eukaryota; Parabasalia; Trichomonadida; Trichomonadidae
Exons: 1
Coding region: 1-738 (245 amino acids)
Source: RefSeq, a predicted model, not a curated record
AUGUACACAAUCAAUUUUGCACAAUCUACCGCUCAAACACUCAGCUAUAAACCAGUUACUACGUACAAAAGUGGACCAUCAUGUCUUAAAGGAGCGCUUCAAACUAAUGAUCAAAAAACGCAAUCCUUUUCAUGGAUGAAACAAGAAGAACGAGUUGUUCUCCCUUAUGGAUAUAAUCCGCAAAUACUCAGUAAAAUCCCAGAAAUUCAAAAACAAGAACCUAUAUGGCCAAAAAUUUUUACACAAAAUAAUAAAGAAAAUCAGAAACAAUAUCCAAUUCAACCUGUGUUUAGAUUUCUUAAUCUUAAGCAAUCCAAGAAAAACCUAUCUAUUGCUGAUGUAUCUUCAGAUGAUGAAGAUUUUUCGAAUAUAAAUUCAUUUCCAAGAUCGACGAAGAACACUACACACUUGUUAGAUUCGGAUUCAUCUGAUUGUGAAAAAUUUGGUUCUAGUUCACUGGAUUUUUCUGACGAUUCAACUUGUUUCUACAUGAAUACAGAAUCUAUAUUGGCAGAAUCAUCACCAAACGCAACAAUAUCAAAUUCAAACAGAUCUUCCCGCAUUUCAAUAUCAACAAAAAUAAAUUCUUGCUCAGAUACCAUUUCAACAAAUUUUAGCUGCGUUCCAAGCAGUUCAUUAUCAUAUAGCAAAUCAUCUCCAAUCAAGAGCAGCUCUUUUCGAUGCUCUUCUGUUACUUCAUCAAAUUCAGAAAGAACUUCAAUCUCAUGUUCAGAAUAG